Choloepus didactylus (southern two-toed sloth) is the source of this 960-nucleotide messenger RNA. Its product is annotated as translation initiation factor IF-2-like. Lineage: Eukaryota; Metazoa; Chordata; Mammalia; Pilosa; Megalonychidae. Bases 1 to 960 code for a protein of 319 amino acids. The record is from RefSeq and is a predicted model, not a curated record. The transcript is spliced from 2 exons.
AUGGCAACAACAGGAGGCCACCGCAGGAGGCGGAAAGGAGGCGGCUCAGGGACCGAAAUACAAGUUUGGAGACCAGCACCAACUUGUGGCGAUGGACCCAAGUAUUUAGGGCCUAUUGCAGAAAAGGAGCAAAACCCCACUCACGGACUCGUUUCUGGCAGAAAAACCCCGGGCCUAUCCCCGCACCCAAGAUGGAAGUGCGGCCAGCGGCAAACCGGGCCCGGCAAGGGCUACGCGGUCUCGGAGCCCCUUCCCUCCCCUCGCCUGCAGCGCCGCCGCACCCGGGGGCCGCAGGGCAGGAGACCUUGGAGACCCGGUGGCCUGAGCGCCUCCUGGGAGCGAGGGCCCGAGCCAGGCAGCGGCGCGGGCCGCGAGGGGCCUGCGGCGAGGCGCCCCUCCCGGGGCCCGGUUACCUGGCGGCAGCGGCGGCUCCUCCUCCCCGUCCGACGCUCGGCGCCCGGCGGCGGCGGCGGCGGCGGCGACUCUCCAAACAACCCGCAGCGACGGGCCGAGCCCGGCCCCUCUCCGCCUCCCUCCGCGCCGCCUCCGCCCUCACCCCUCAGUCAGGACAUGGUCUCCGCGGGCCCGCGCGCGGCUCCCGGCUGCCGGAGGCGGGGGCAGAGGGGCGGAGAGGAGGCGCGGAGGCGGGGGGCGCCGGGGGGAGGGGGGAGAGAGGAGGGGGACGGCCUCGGGCGCUGCGGGUUCCUAAUGGCGGCGACUGAGGGCACCCGGAGCCAAAUAAACCCCACGGCGAACAGCACAACGUCAAGGCCGGACCCUAGCGCUCGCAGCCCUGUCAUUGGCCCCAAAGCUGCCAGCGGCGCAGCCAAUGGGCGGCCGCCUCUUUCCGGGCGCAGAAGGCGGGCUUCGGAGCGUGACGUCACGUCGGCGCCGGGCCCUGAUUGUGAGGAGGCGACGCGCACCGCCCCGCGGCUCCGCCCCUCGGCGCUACGCGGGUGA